Molecule: messenger RNA, 2313 nt
Organism: Homarus americanus (American lobster)
Lineage: Eukaryota; Metazoa; Arthropoda; Malacostraca; Decapoda; Nephropidae
Product: serine/arginine repetitive matrix protein 1-like
Exons: 5
Coding region: 1-2313 (770 amino acids)
Source: RefSeq, a predicted model, not a curated record
AUGAAGCCCGAUACAAGUUCUAAGGACCACAUACAGUACCAUAAGGCCCGAUACAAGUUCUCAGGGCCACAGUACCAUAAGGCCCGAUACAAGUUCUCAGGACCACAGUACCAUAAGGCCCGAUACAAGUUCUCAGGGCCACAGUACCAUAAGGCCCGAUACAAGUUCUCAGGGCCACAGUACCAUAAGGCCCGAUACAAGUUCUCAGGACCAUACUUUAAACUCUCCUCCACCAAGGUCACGGGAAGCAGCCGACCCCUCCACCAAGGUCACGGGAAGCGGCCGACCCCUCCACCAAGGUCACGGGAGGCGGCCGACCCCUCCACCAAGGUCACGGGAGGCGGCCGACCCCUCCACCAAGGUCACGGGAGGCGGCCGACCCCUCCACCAAUGUCACGGGAGGCGGCCGACCCUCCACCAAGGUCACGGGAGGCGGCCGACCCCUCCACCAAGGUCACGGGAGGCGGCCGACCCCUCCACCAAGGUCACGGGAGGCGGCCGACCCCUCCACCAAGGUCACGGGAGGCGGCCGACCCCUCCACCAAGGUCACGGGAGGCGGCCGACCCCUCCACCAAGGUCACGGGAGGCGGCCGACCCCUCCACCAAGGUCACGGGAGGCGGCCGACCCCUCCACCAAGGUCACGGGAGGCGGCCGACCCCUCCACCAAGGUCACGGGAGCAGAGUAAUCUUUAAACUCUCCUCCACCAAGGUCACGGGAAGCAGCCGACCCCUCCACCAAGGUCACGGGAAGCGGCCGACCCCUCCACCAAGGUCACGGGAGGCGGCCGACCCCUCCACCAAGGUCACGGGAGGCGGCCGACCCCUCCACCAAGGUCACGGGAGGCGGCCGACCCCUCCACCAAUGUCACGGGAGGCGGCCGACCCUCCACCAAGGUCACGGGAGGCGGCCGACCCCUCCACCAAGGUCACGGGAGGCGGCCGACCCCUCCACCAAGGUCACGGGAGGCGGCCGACCCCUCCACCAAGGUCACGGGAGGCGGCCGACCCCUCCACCAAGGUCACGGGAGGCGGCCGACCCCUCCACCAAGGUCACGGGAGGCGGCCGACCCCUCCACCAAGGUCACGGGAGGCGGCCGACCCCUCCACCAAGGUCACGGGAGGCGGCCGACCCCUCCACCACCCCCGUCAGAUAAACUUUGGUCUCGCAGAGAACAAGAUCAACGUCGAAUAUCAUAAAUCUCACCCAGUAAACGCCCACUACCUCAACCACGUCCAGAUCCUCAGAGAUUCCCAAGUUAAAUUUUACCUCCUUAACUCCGAGGAGGAGGAUGAAAUAUGCAGGAAAUGCAACAACACUCGAGGUAACAAUUGUAGGACAAGCAGCAGAAGGAACACCCCAGCGGAACACAGCAGCAGAAGAAACACCCCAGCGGAACACAGCAGCAGAAGGAACACCCCAGCGGAACACAGCAGCAGAAGAAACACCCCAGCGGAACACAGCAGCAGAAGGAACACCCCAGCGGAACACAGCAGCAGAACACCCAGCGGAACACAGCAGCAGAAGAAACACCCCAGCGGAACACAGCAGCAGAAGGAACACCCCAGCGGAACACAGCAGCAGAAGAAACACCCCAGCGGAACACGGCAGCAGAAGGAACACCCCAGCGGAACACAGCAGCAGAAGGAACACCCCAGCGGAACACAGCAGCAGCAGAAGGAACACCCCAGCGGAACACAGCAGCAGAAGAACACCCCAGAACACCCCACAGCAGCAGAAGGAACACCCCAGCGGAACACAGCAGCAGGAGGAACACCCCAGCGGAACACAGUAGCAGCAGGAGGCGGAACACAGGCAGAAGAACACCCAGCGGAACACAGUAGCAGCAGAGUCCCAGAAAACACCCCAGGAACACAGCAGCAGCAGGAACACCCCAGCGGAACACAGCAGCAGAAGGAACACCCCAGCGGAACACAGCAGCAGAAGGAACACCCCAGCGGAACACAGCAGCAGAAGGAACACCCCAGCGGAACACAGCAGCAGAAGGAACACCCCAGCGGAACACACCCCAGCGGAACACAGCAGAAGGAACACCCCAAGGAACACAGCAGCAGAAGGAACACCCCGCACACAGAACAGGAACACAGCAGCAGAAGGAACACCCCAGCGGAACACAGCAGCAGAAGGAACACCCCAGGAACACAGCAGCAGAAGGAACACCCCAGCGGAACACAGCAGCAGAGGAACAGGAACGGCAGACACAGCAGCAGAAAGGAACACAGGAACACAGCAGCAGAAGGAACACCCCAGCGGAACACAGCAGCAGAAGGAACACUCAGCAGAACACAGUAG